This is a messenger RNA of Lachnellula hyalina, 987 nucleotides long. It is a transcript of the gene YPR011C, whose product is annotated as putative mitochondrial carrier protein. Bases 1 to 987 code for a protein of 328 amino acids. Gene Ontology annotation, biological process: transmembrane transport. The transcript has 5 exons. The record is from RefSeq and is a predicted model, not a curated record. Lineage: Eukaryota; Fungi; Ascomycota; Leotiomycetes; Helotiales; Lachnaceae.
AUGUCUGCUUCCGGGCCAGAUGUCCUCAAGCCGAAGUAUGGCCCUAAAGUAUUACAACUCCGCGAGAUGGUCGCACAGCCAGUUUUUGCAGCCUUUUGCGCCGGGGGAGUAGCUGGUGCUGUCUCCCGAACAGUCGUUUCACCCUUGGAAAGAUUGAAGAUUCUCUUCCAGAUACAAAGUGUUGGUCGGGAGGAAUAUAAGCUCUCGGUUGGAAAAGGACUCAAGAAAAUGUGGCAGGACGAAGGAUGGAGAGGGUUCAUGAGAGGAAAUGGCACAAAUUGCGUGAGAAUUGUUCCCUAUUCCGCAGUACAAUUCGGAAGCUAUAACUUCUACAAGAAAUUUUUUGAAUCAUCCCCUGGAUCAGACUUAAAUUCGUUAAAACGUUUAGUCUGCGGUGGAGCUGCCGGCAUAACCUCUGUUUUCUGUACAUAUCCUCUUGACAUUGUUCGAACCCGUCUCUCCAUUCAAUCCGCAUCAUUUGCGGCGCUCGGCCCGGAACACACAGCGAAGCUACCCGGAAUGUGGGAAACACUGAUCACAAUGUAUAAGACUGAGGGUGGUAUACGUGCAUUGUAUAGAGGCAUUAUUCCAACGGUUGCGGGAGUAGCACCAUAUGUUGGCUUGAAUUUCAUGACUUAUGAACUUGCUCGAGGGUACCUAACUCCUGAAGGGGACAAAAACCCCAACGCUUUACGCAAACUCGCAGCCGGUGCAAUAUCAGGGGCCGUUGCUCAAACUUUCACAUAUCCCUUUGAUGUUCUUCGUCGCCGCUUUCAAAUUAAUACGAUGUCGGGAAUGGGUUACCAAUACAAGUCGAUCUUCGACGCUGUUAGGAUCAUAGUUGCGCAAGAGGGAAUCAAAGGCAUGUACAAGGGCAUUGUACCGAAUCUCCUGAAAGUUGCGCCCAGCAUGGCUAGUAACUGGCUUAGCUUUGAGAUGACUCGAGAUUUCUUGCUCACUCUGAGGUCUGACGCCGAGGAUUUGUGA